Molecule: messenger RNA, 1916 nt
Organism: Paramecium tetraurelia
Lineage: Eukaryota; Ciliophora; Oligohymenophorea; Peniculida; Parameciidae
Exons: 4
Cellular component (GO): nucleus
Source: RefSeq, a predicted model, not a curated record
AUGAAGGUAGUGAAAGCACUGGAGACACUUGGAGUGGAGUGGAUCUCAGAAACUUAAGUAAAAAAAGAAGGAGAGAUAAACUCUAAUUGUUAAAUAUUGUUUAGAAUAACUAAUAAUGAUAAAGAGCAUUUGAAUGAUCGUAAAUUAUAAGGAGAUCGAGCAUUACAUGCUUAGAUAUGUGCAGGUGAUACAAUUAAAUUGAGUACCUACACUCUUAAAGGACUUAAAGAUUGGAAUGAGGCGAAAUUCCUGGAGGAAAAGGUUGAACUUAUUGAAUCAAAAAAGGCUUGGUCGUAUAUUUAUAUGGCUUAUAAUGAAGAUGCAGGUCAGAUUCACACAUUGUUGCAUCUAUUUGCAGAAGACAAACCAGUCAUUUUUAAUGGAGUCUAGCAUUUUGUGCCUCAUUUCAUUGGUAUUUAUGUUGGGAAGGAUCCACAUUCAAGAAAAUUCCAAGGUGAUCUUUAAAAAUGGGUUGCUUAAUAUGGAUAAGGUGCAUUUGUGGAUGUUUUAAAGAAAGGAUAUUAAGACCAUUUACCUAACUUUAGACACAUUCAGAUCAAUCAAAAACAUCUAUGGUCUGAAAAAGAGAGUCACAUUAUCCAAACCCCUGAAAAAUUAGAAGUAACCUUUACAGAAGAGACAGAAUCUGUUGAUGAAUAUGCUGUAGGUGUCUGGACAAGAUGGCUGAUUGCAUUCCCUACCACAUUAAUUGACAGAUCGGAUGUGCAUACAAUAUUUAGGUUCUCAAAUAAAAGAUAAUACUAAGAUAAGAGUGAAUUAGGAAAUAGAGUUUUAUCAGCAUUUCUUACUUAUGGAAAUUAUGAGUUCAGUACUUAUGAUGCAUCUAAACCAGCAAAUGCUGUUGAUGGUUAAUUGCCAUAUGAGAACAUUGAAGGAGAAUGGACCUAUGUUUAUGCUGCAUAUAAAAAUAAAUAGUUCUAUGGAAUGAUAUUGUUUAAAGAACAAUAGAAGGCAGCUCAUCUCACUUUAGAUGUCACCCAUUAGGUGUUGACUGGAUAUGCACAUUUUGUAUUGGGAGCAAGUGAAUUCGGUUACAAAGCAUUUCAUGGCUGGUAUUUUGAUCCAAGGAUUUUCUUAGGUUCUGGUAGCUUCAUCAAUGACUCACAAAAAGUAGUUGAGAUGAUACAUAAAUUACAUCGCUCACUACCUGUUUUUCCACAACAAGCUGAUGAUUUUGUAUGGCCUGUUUCUAUGAUGGAUACAACCAAUUGGGAGGAUAUGGAUACUAAAAAGGAUAAACUCAAUUAUGAAUUCGCUGAUAGGUCUUAGGUUCAUUCAUAUAGCUUUGGUUUUUGGUAUCAAACAGCUGUUUUAUUACCUGAAAUGGAAAAUGAUUUUAGAGGAUUAGUGAGAUUAACUACUAAUAGUCAAGAUAUAGCAGGGGAUGAAAAAUUCAUAGGAGAUCGCACACUUGCUGUUUUUACAAAAACUGAUGAAUUGUUGGCCAGUACAUACACUAUAAAGGAUCCUUUAUUUGAACCAGUUUCCCAUUCAUUUGAAUUAAUAAAAAACCAAUGGACAUUUGUUUACUUUGGAUACGAAAAAGGUCAUGCAAGGGCAUACGUUUUAUUGCCAGAAGGACCUCAAGAAAAAGAGCUUUCUGUACAACAUAUCAUACCUAAUGAAUUCUAUUUACAUAUCAUCAAUGACAUUGGUCAUCCUUCAUUUUGGGGUAAAAUUUAUGGAUUGAAAGUCAAUUUUGGUUAAGGAAGUUAUCUAGAAAAUCCAUUAGAACUUAUAGAGAAAUGGCCAUAUGAUCCAAAAUAACAUCGAGACUAUGAUAAGUAAGGCUAAAAGACAUUAUCUAUUAAUUCUGCUAAAGUUUCAAAGUAGAAAUCAGAAGAAUUCAAAGAAUGAGCUUAUAAAUAACUUAUGAAAUAAUUAAAUUUAAUUAA